This is a messenger RNA of Naumovozyma dairenensis CBS 421, 3210 nucleotides long. It is a transcript of the gene CIN8, whose product is annotated as kinesin motor protein CIN8. Gene Ontology annotation, cellular component: spindle microtubule; nucleus. Gene Ontology annotation, biological process: mitotic spindle assembly; microtubule-based movement. Gene Ontology annotation, molecular function: plus-end-directed microtubule motor activity; ATP binding; microtubule binding. The transcript has a single exon. The coding region runs from base 1 to 3210 and encodes 1069 amino acids. Lineage: Eukaryota; Fungi; Ascomycota; Saccharomycetes; Saccharomycetales; Saccharomycetaceae. The record is from RefSeq and is a predicted model, not a curated record.
AUGGUUGAAGUUCCUUCUUCAAAUAUAUCAUUAUCAUCAAUAAAUUCAACUUUGUCAGCUACAUCAAGACAGAAUAACAGUCGAAGAAUUCCCCAAGAACAACAAAAACAAUCCCGACGAGAUCCAAAAGAAGGUGAACAAGAGGAGGAAGAAUUAAACAUCACAGUUGCCGUACGUUGUAGAGGCCGUAAUGAAAGAGAGAUUAAACUGAAAAGUUCAGUAAUUGUCACCGUUCCAGAUAUCAAUGGAUCCAACGAAGUAUCAAUUAACACCACCGAUGAUGUAGGUAUUACAGCUCAAAUGAAUUCAAAAACUUAUACAGUGGACAAAGUAUUUGGUCCCUCUGCAAAUCAACAAUUGAUAUUUGAUGAAGUAGCGGAGCCUUUGUUUCUGGAUUUUAUCAAGGGUUAUAAUUGUACCGUGCUGGUUUAUGGGAUGACUUCUACUGGGAAAACUUAUACUAUGACUGGGGAUGAAAAGUUAUAUAAUGGUGAACUGAGUGAAUCAGCUGGGAUAAUACCAAGGAUUUUAUUUAAGUUGUUUGAUACUUUGGAAAUGAAUCAGGAAGAUUAUGUUGUUAAAUGUUCAUUUAUUGAAUUGUACAAUGAAGAUUUAAAAGAUUUAUUAAAUGACAAUAACAACUCUAUAAAUAAUAGUAAGAGUAACAUUAACAAAUUAAGGAUAUUUGAUUCAUCAACAGCAUCGAAUGUGAACGUUCCAGGUUCAAAUGCAAGUAGUAGAGCUAAUUCACGUAAUAAUUCCCCUCGAUUAAACCCAUCCACUUCUAACGUUGGUACCACAAAUAAUAAUUAUCUUAGAAGAAAAUUGAAAAGUUCACGAUAUAGUAACCCAGAGAAUAGUAAUAUUUUUACUUCUAAUGCUUCAUCAUCUGUGAAAAAUAUGACAAAAAACUCAUUUUUAUCUAACUCCAAAAACCAAACUUCAAAUCUAAACACAAAUUCAAAUACGAGAACUAAUCCGCCAAAAUUACCUACAUCAUCAUUAGAGACUCCACCACAAGAUGAUAACAAUAAUGGGAUAUAUAUCCAGAAUUUACAAGAAUUUCACAUCAGUAACGCAAAAGAAGGAUUAGCAUUGCUUCAAAAAGGUCUCAAGUACAGACAAGUGGCCUCCACUAAAAUGAAUGAUUUUUCAAGUAGAUCACAUACAAUAUUUACAAUAACACUCUAUAAGGAACAUCAAGGAACUCUAUUUCGAUUAUCCAAAAUGAAUCUAGUAGAUCUUGCGGGAUCUGAAAACAUAAAUAGAUCAGGUGCCAUAAACCAACGUGCUAAAGAAACAGGAUCCAUUAAUCAAAGUCUUUUAACUUUAGGUAGAGUAAUAAAUUCCUUGGCUGAUAGAAAUAAUCAUAUACCAUUUAGAGAGUCCAAAUUGACUAGGUUAUUACAAGAUUCAUUAGGUGGGAAUACAAAGACAGCUUUAAUUGCCACCAUCUCACCUGCAAAAGUAACUUCUGAAGAAACUUGUAGUACUCUAGAAUAUGCAUCAAAGGCCAAAAAUAUCAAGAAUAAACCUCAGUUAGGAUCAAUUAUUUCAAAGGAUAUUUUAUUGAAAAAUAUUACAACGGAAUUAUCCCAAGUUAAAUCAGAUCUGCUGUCAACGAAAUCAAAAGAAGGGAUUUACAUGAGUCAAGAACAUUACCAAAAAUUAAUGAAUGAAUUAGAUAACCAUAAAACUGAAGCAGAUGAAUCUAAAAGAAUCAUUGAAAGACUAUCAUCUCAAAAUGCAUUAUUAUUAAAAGAUAAAAGAACCUCAAAUGAAGUUAAUGAGUUACAAAGGAUCAAAUUAUCUAAAUUCCAAGAUUCAAUAAAUAUGUUACAGGAAAAAAUUGAAAUACAGAAUGGGAAAGAACAAAUGUUGGUGUCGAGCGUUUCUAAGUUACAAACAAGUUGCGAUACUUUCAAGAAAAUGAUAGAGAAUUACGAAUGUCAGCAAAUUGAUGUAAAGAGUAAGAUUGAACAAAUUCUGGAAGACGAUCUAUUAUCCCUUCGAAAUCUACUACAAGAUCAUCAAAACAAAAUAAAAACACUCAACUCUGGUACCGAUUUUGAUAUUGGUUCAAACCUAGAUAUGAUUCAAAACGAAGUGAUAAAAAUGUUAGGAACUACCCAAGAAAAAGCUGAGAAAACAUACAAACAGUUUAUUGAAGGCUUCCUAAAACAAACGCCAGAGAAUUUUAAAAAGAUAGGAGAAGAUAUUAACGAUAUCAACAUAAAGAUUCAAAAUCAUCACGCAGCUGUUGCUCAAAAUCUAUCAGAUAUUAGUGAAGAGUACAAUAAUUUAAAGCAAUAUUUAAAUGAAAAUUUAUUCCAAAAUAACCAUGAAGACCUUAUAAACGCACACAUUAAUAGUACAUCUCAAACCCUUACGAACUCAGCGGAUGUAUUAUUCAACACUUUCAAGGAUAUGAUGAAUAAACAUUUAGAAUCCAAUAGGAAUUUGAUGUUGAAUAGCUUUAAAGCAGCUACUGAUGAAGUUAUAAAUAAAGAAAUGGAACUAUUUAUUCCAAGGAAAAAGAAAUGGGAAGAGUCAAUCGAUUUAAUAAACCAGUGUGAUUCUCUCAAUAAUGGGUUCCAAAAAGAGGUGACGGACGGCCUAUCUUAUACACGGAGUAAAAUAACUGCAUCCAUCAAUCAAAUGUAUGACAACUCUACCCGUCUAAAAACAGAGAUGUCUGCCGAUAAUGGUGGAUAUAAUUCGAUUAAUACAAAAAAUGUGGUAGAAGAUAAUCAGAUAAUCAGAACACAAUUCAAUGAGCUGGCACGCAAAAAUAGUAUAUUUCAGGAUAAUGUUGAAAAUUCACUGAAAUGUGCAGUUGCUUCAGUAAAUAACUUAAAUCACCUGGAAGACUCAAUAAAGAUGGCAGUUAGAGAUACCCGAAUAAAAGGCGGACCAACGGAAGGAGAAGUAGGAGUUCCUUUCAAGAAAGAAAAUGGAAAAGAAGGUCCCACCAAACCAGGUCUACAGCCUUUACAACCGACGAAUGAAAUAUUCUUAAAUUCACAACAAGACCAACAACACACUACAAACGGUCAUGGCAAUUAUAUUAAUAAGGACAAUGAUAAUAUUAAUCACAAAUCCAACAAUAGUGGUAAUGUAACAAUAAUAAAACACUCCAAGAAAAGACAAUUGGAAAAAAUAGAUGAAAAAAACGUGUCUAAUAAAAAAAUAACCUCCAAUAAAGGGUAA